UCAUUCGUGGGCUACGAGCCAAUCAGUUUGAGAGUCCCUUAUCCAAAUAAAUACCCACUUUUCGUGCCAUUAGAUUUUCCGUCGUUGAAAAUCCCUUCCUAUCCACAGGUAAGUUUGGUUGAUCAAUAUUUUUUUUUUUUUUGCUGGGUAGCAGUGAGGAUCAAAUUCAAAUGGCUAUGGCCACAGCUGUCGUGUGUCCUCAGAACAUCACCGGAGCCAUCGUGGGCUCACCCAAGAAGAGAGUGGUGCACGUGAGAGGGUUAAAUUCAUUUGGGGGACUGAAGGCUAGCAAUGGUGUUGUCUCUUUGGGACUUCCUAUGAGCACUGAGAAGUGCUUUGCUAAGGUUGUGAGUUCAGUGAAAGCAGCAACAUCAAAUGGAAAAGGAAAGGGUGGAGGGGCACUCUCCUCCACGUGCAACGCCGCAGGUGAGAUAUUCACGAUUGCUGCUAUCAUCAAUGGACUUGUUCUUGUCGGGGUCGCAGUUGGGUUUGUGCUCCUGCGAGUUGAAGCAUGGGUCGAGGAGUCCGAGGCAGAAUGAAACUUUGUUGAAUCAGAUAAGCAAGUGAUUAAUUAAUAUCCAGAAAGUUGUAUGUUUCUAUAUUGAUGCUCUGCUUGUUCUUGUUUUCAUAAUGACUUGUAUAUUUACCUGUGAAGUUUCAUCAUUUUCUUGUUUUGUUCAUAAUUGGCAUGAGCUGCUGCAUUGAACCUAGAAGUGAGUCUCUGGCUCUCUCCAACGAGAAAUCAUAUGUAAUGUAAUUCUUGCACACCCAUUAAAUAUGAGAAAGAAGUAUACAUCAAAUAAAUUAAUUUUUGAAAUUA
This is a messenger RNA of Glycine soja, 820 nucleotides long. RefSeq lists its product as uncharacterized. Gene Ontology annotation, cellular component: cytochrome b6f complex. Bases 171 to 539 code for a protein of 122 amino acids. The record is from RefSeq and is a predicted model, not a curated record. The transcript has a single exon. Lineage: Eukaryota; Viridiplantae; Streptophyta; Magnoliopsida; Fabales; Fabaceae.